This is a messenger RNA of Mercurialis annua (annual mercury), 1788 nucleotides long. RefSeq names its product elongation factor Tu, chloroplastic. The record is from RefSeq and is a predicted model, not a curated record. The transcript has a single exon. Bases 124 to 1587 code for a protein of 487 amino acids. Lineage: Eukaryota; Viridiplantae; Streptophyta; Magnoliopsida; Malpighiales; Euphorbiaceae. Gene Ontology annotation, biological process: mitochondrial translational elongation. Gene Ontology annotation, cellular component: mitochondrion. Gene Ontology annotation, molecular function: GTP binding; GTPase activity; translation elongation factor activity.
GCCUGAGAGUGGAUAAAACUGAGUAGUCUCCCUGACCCCAAAAAACAAAGAGAUAACAAAACCAAUCCUCUCCCACCCUUCUCUUCUCUACUCCAGUUCCCACUCUUCAAUUUACCACUAAAAAUGGCGAUUUCAGCAUCAGCAACAGUCUCCACCUCCUCAAAACUGGCCUACCCACACCCCUCCACCUCCUCCCCAGCACCCCCCUCUUUCUCCUUUAAACCCACCUCCUCUACCCUAACUCCCAAAACCCUCCUCUCCUCCUCCUUCAUUUCCCCCUUCCUCACCACCACCGCCUCCCCCACUUCCUCCACCUCCCCCGCCACCACCACCCGCCGCCGCUCCUUCACUGUCCGCGCCGCCAGGGGGAAAUUCGAAAGAAAGAAACCCCAUGUCAACAUCGGUACAAUUGGCCACGUCGACCACGGUAAAACCACUCUCACUGCUGCUUUAACCAUGGCCCUAGCUUCCAUGGGUAACAGCGCCCCCAAGAAAUACGACGAAAUUGACGCCGCCCCUGAAGAACGCGCUCGUGGUAUCACCAUCAACACUGCUACUGUUGAGUAUGAGACUGAGAAUCGUCAUUACGCUCAUGUCGACUGCCCGGGUCACGCUGAUUAUGUUAAGAAUAUGAUUACUGGAGCUGCCCAGAUGGACGGAGCCAUUCUUGUUGUGUCCGGCGCUGACGGGCCUAUGCCGCAGACGAAGGAGCAUGUUUUGUUGGCAAAACAGGUGGGUGUUCCGAAUAUGGUUGUUUUCUUGAAUAAACAGGACCAAGUUGAUGACGAGGAACUGCUACAGUUGGUUGAAUUAGAGGUUCGUGAGUUGUUAUCUUCUUAUGAGUUUCCUGGUGAUGAUAUUCCUAUUAUUUCUGGCUCUGCUUUGUUAGCUUUAGAGGCUUUGAUGGCUAAUCCCGCUAUUAAACGCGGUGAGAAUCAGUGGGUUGAUAAAAUUUAUGACCUUAUGGAUUCUGUUGAUAGUUAUAUUCCUAUUCCGCAAAGACAGGUUGAUUUGCCCUUUUUACUUGCUAUUGAGGAUGUGUUUUCGAUUACUGGUCGUGGUACUGUUGCCACUGGUAGAGUUGAACGAGGGACCGUUAAGGUCGGUGAGACUGUUGAGAUUGUCGGUUUGAGGGAAACUAGGAAUACUACUGUUACUGGUGUUGAGAUGUUUCAGAAGAUUUUAGAUGACGCGAUGGCUGGUGAUAAUGUUGGUUUGUUGUUGAGAGGAAUUCAGAAGAUUGAUAUUCAAAGAGGCAUGGUUUUGGCGAAAGUUGGGACAAUUUUGCCCCAUACGAAAUUCUCGGCGAUUGUAUAUGUGUUGAAGAAAGAAGAGGGUGGUAGGCAUUCGCCUUUCUUCGCUGGUUAUAGGCCUCAGUUUUACAUGAGGACAACUGAUGUCACUGGGAAGGUUACUGCUAUUAUGAACGAUAAGGAUGAGGAGUCGAAAAUGGUUAUGCCUGGUGAUCGUGUAAAGAUGGUGGUCGAGCUUAUUGUGCCUGUUGCUUGUGAACAGGGUAUGAGGUUUGCUAUCAGAGAAGGUGGGAAGACUGUUGGAGCUGGUGUCAUUCAGUCUAUCAUUGAGUAGAUACUCUUAAAAGUAAUUGUUUCUUGGCUUCUUUAAUGGUGUUGAACUUUAUAUCGUUGUGCAAUCAGUUUCGCCAUUUUAGAAAAACUGUCGGAGCCCAAUGUCAUAUAAUUUGCAGUUUUGUUCUUCUUUCACUUUUUGCUGUUUAGUCUAGCGGGAUUAUAUUCUUAUGAUAAUUUCAAUUUGAUUUCUUUGUCGCCA